This is a messenger RNA of Ooceraea biroi (clonal raider ant), 987 nucleotides long. RefSeq names its product tubulin beta-2 chain. Gene Ontology annotation, biological process: microtubule-based process. Gene Ontology annotation, molecular function: structural constituent of cytoskeleton; GTPase activity; GTP binding. The record is from RefSeq and is a predicted model, not a curated record. Gene Ontology annotation, cellular component: microtubule. NCBI's taxonomy places the organism in Eukaryota, Metazoa, Arthropoda, Insecta, Hymenoptera, Formicidae.
GGAUGAUUACAUCCACGAAAUCUUUUGUAUGGAUCAACUUACUGUCAAACGCAUUCACGAAGAAAACACAGGAAAAAGAAACAUGUACGAUUGGAUCUCGAGCUUCAUGUCAGGCAUCACGUCGUGUCUGAGGUCAACAGAAGCUAAAUAUAAAAUAAUAUUAUAUAAAAAAUAGAAAAAAUUCCCAUGCUCAUUAAAUAUAAAUCUCAGAAAACUUUUAGAGAACAUGGAGCCAUAUCCACGACUACACUUUUUCGUGCCCGGAUAUGUGGAAAUAUUUCUGAGAAGCCGUUUUAAAGUUUUCUCAAUGACACAAAGAUUGUUCGAUAAUAAAAAUAUAUUUCUCGACUGCAAUCUUGCACAGGAAUAUUUCUUUACUGCUACAGCGAUUUUUAGAGGCCAAAUAUCACCUAUGCAUUUCGAGGAGGAAAUGCGAAACAUGCGAGUGAAAUAUAAAAAUAAUUUUGUUGAAUGGAUUCCGCAUAAUACGCAAACUACUGUAUGCUCAGUACCGCCAAGUCGUGAGAAAUGGUCCCUUACGUCGGUAUUGAAUACGACCGCAAUUCAACAACCGUUUCAGACACUAUUAAACUUCUUUAGAAAACAGGUCCAUUACAAAAAUUAUCUUCACUGGUACACACAGGAGGGUAUGGAAAUAUCUCAGUUCGAAAAUGCUCAGAACAAGUUAGACAGACUCUUGUGUGAGUAUAAAGAAAAGCAGAGAACUGGGAAUAAAAACUAAAAAUUAACAAACUGUAUAAGCAAUUUACCGAAAAUAUUGCGAACAUAUCGACUCAAUGAAAAAAACUUCAUGAAUUUAUUAAUGAUAUUGUGUAUAUUAUUAAAAUGUAUGAAAUAAUAUUAAAAAUAUGUAAAUAUAAUAUCAAAAGCUUUGAAGAGGGAAAAGAAUUUAAUCUCAAGAAUCUCAAGCGAAAUAAGAAUUUUUGCGGCAUUUUGACAUUUCGGAAUAUUAUAUUAUAGAUGUGA